UCUAGCUUGGGCCUGGUAGGAACUUCAGGACUCAGAUGCUUGCAUCCCUGGGAGAGGAAAGGGAUGGGGGAUCCUGACUCCUAGGUCCCAGGGAGGAGGUUGAUGGGGGCCAAGAAAACUGGGUCUGAAAGGGGAGGGGGCUGGGAGUCUGGACUUUUGACUACUCUCUAGUGUCUUUGUAUGUUGCGGAUGUGGAAGUGAUAAGAACACAAAAAGAUCUCUUCUGUUCGGCCUCAAGUAUAUUUUUGAAGAUUGAGGUGAGGAUGGGUUUUUGAUUGGCUUCUAAGACAACGCAGUUUCCUGUGGGGAGACAACCUCGGUAUCUCAGCGGACUCCUGGAUCCUUAAAGAUUUGGAGUUGGAUAUUCAAACUCAGGGAAUCAGAGGGGCCUGUGGUCCGGACUCUAGGGCUUCAGAAGGGAGCCUGGAUUUUGGACUCCUUGGAAGAUAGAACAUAGGACUGGAUUUAGGUUUCCAGAGAGAGUGGGGCUUCUUAGAGGAACCGAAGAGGGUUCCAGCUCAGCGUCCCUCCAUUGCAUUCUGUUGAAUGCAGUAAUAGUUUCAAAACCCGGAGAAGACGAGAAAGGACACGGAGAAACUCUCAGAGAUAAAUCCCAAACUCAGGAGUGGAUGAACCAGAAUGUUCGGACCCGGGCUCUUCUUGAGCACUGGAAGCCUAAGAACGGAACCGAGGGGCCUGGCGGCGAGAUCUGGGGCGAAGAGGAGUGGCCCAGGUGUGGGGGCACGGCGCUAAAGCAGGGGGCGUGGCCAUCUGCGAUUGGAGGCCGGACGCGAGUGCGAAGAUCCGAGAAUACAGGCCACACUUGGUCUUCGGGGCCGAGGGCAACCGACGGGGGCGUGGCCUGACGACGGAGGUCCUCCCGGCCCGCCCCGCAAUGUGGCAACCUCUGGUCCUGCUGCUGCUGUUCCCCUCUGCCCUGGUGCCCCCCUCCACUGCAGCCCCCAUCCGCGAUGCUGACGCCCAGGAGAGCUCCUCGGGUUUUCUAGGCCUCCAGAGCCUAAUCCAAGGCUUCACCCGGCUUUUCCUUAAAGAUGACUUGCUGCGGGGCAUGGACAGCUUCUUCUCAGCCCCCAUGGACUUCCGAGGCCUCCCCAGAAACUAUCACCAAGAAGAGAACCAGGAGCACCGGCUGGGGAACAACACUCUCUCUAGCCACCUACAGAUCGACAAGGUGACAGACAACAAAACAGGAGAGGUGCUGAUCUCCAAGCAGGUGGUGGCAUCCAUUGAGCCGGGAGAGGGGAGUUUGGAGGGUGACUGGAAGGUACCCAAGAUAGAGGAGAAGGAAGCCCUGAUGCCUCUCCCGAAAGCCAUCGACAGCUUCCACCCAGAACCCCAUCCCCGAGUGGCCUUCUGGAUAAUGAAGCUGCCACGGCGGAGGUCCCACCAGGACAUUCAGGAGGGUGGCCGCUGGCUCAGCGAGAAGCGACACCGCCUGCAGGCCAUCCGGGAUGGGCUCCGGGAGGGGAGUCACGAGGACAGCCUUGAAGAGGGGACCCAGGGGUCCUCCCACUCCAAGCUGCCAGCCCGCAAGACCCACUUCCUGUACAUCCUCAGGCCCUCUCAGCAGCUAUAGGGUGGGGGCUAGGGAACACCUGCAUGUACCCCCCCAGCCAGACCCCACCCCAAGCACCAUAUGGAAAUAAAGUUCUUACAUCUAGCA
Molecule: messenger RNA, 1684 nt
Organism: Nyctereutes procyonoides (raccoon dog)
Lineage: Eukaryota; Metazoa; Chordata; Mammalia; Carnivora; Canidae
Gene: DKKL1
Product: dickkopf like acrosomal protein 1
Exons: 5
Coding region: 896-1597 (233 amino acids)
Biological process (GO): negative regulation of canonical Wnt signaling pathway
Molecular function (GO): co-receptor binding; receptor antagonist activity
Source: RefSeq, a predicted model, not a curated record